Molecule: messenger RNA, 3312 nt
Organism: Ustilaginoidea virens
Lineage: Eukaryota; Fungi; Ascomycota; Sordariomycetes; Hypocreales; Clavicipitaceae
Exons: 1
Coding region: 1-3312 (1103 amino acids)
Biological process (GO): protein desumoylation
Cellular component (GO): nucleus
Molecular function (GO): deSUMOylase activity
Source: RefSeq, a predicted model, not a curated record
AUGCCUGUUUAUCAGGAAGGAUGGCUCUCCUUCUUGUCCUUUCUCCCUUCUUUGGAUUUGUCUGGCUUUCUUUCCUCUAUCGGCACGGUCCCUAGUGCUUCCUCGGAUAGUUCCGGAGACAGCAAUCAGUCCGUCGUCACCGACGAAUCGGCGGAUGUCCUUGCAACUGAGACUACAGACAGUUUCAGAGAUGGCUCUGCCGAUGAUAUCCGCGAUGACCCUGAUGAUGACCUCUCUGCCUUCUCGCAUGAGACUUCAGACGAAGGCAUAGGCUCUCAGCCUACCGCGACAGGACUCUUUCAAAUAUCAGUCUCUGAAGCAGCCUCUACUGCUGAGAAUUCUGCUCCUCUCGCUUCUGAAGAUCUUGAUCAGCCAAUUCUACCUGUUUUUAGCAUUUGUGGACGACAAUUGAUUCAUGCUAACCGGCCACGAAAUAUUAGAAGUCCCUGGCUUCCUCAGUUUCCAAAGUCACUGGAGAGGACCAUUUCGGAUCCUAUUUUGGACCCUGGAACCCGCAGUACCAGGUUUCCGAAGCAAAAAUUUUUCCUUGAUACCAUAUAUCCACGACUCCCGAGGAAUGAUAGUCGGCUAAGAGACAUUGAAUUUGCUCUGGGACCCUUGUUCUACAGGCAGCCUCAAGAACCGGCACCAACAACUCCAACAACCCUAACUCCUCUGCUUCGCCCCCCUUUGAGCGAAGAGCCGGCUUUUGUUGAAAUCAAUGGAAUUCUUACCAAGAAGCGCCGCGCAAACGACCCCGAGGUUGAUCUGGUUGCAGCUAUCCAAGAUUGCCAAGACACAACUCCCCCAUCCUUUGUCACUAUAUCUCGCACUUCGUUUAAUCCAAAUUCUGAGCUCGAGUACCUGGAAAAGGUCGAGCAGCACAUGUUUGAGAAACAGGCUCUUACAGCCCGCAUCUCCGGGAUUAUGUCGGCUCUAUUUGCCCCCUUUCCAACUAUACGUGACACAUUUCGGCGUUAUCUAUGCAGUCAGUCUUACGCCGUCUCCGAAUCACGAUCUUUUGUCCUUAUUCCGGAGACAAAGACUUUUCAUGUCGCCACUAAGCGGCGUAAAAUCGUCACGGAACAAUUCGAGUUCGAAUGGCUGGAUCGCAAUGGGCUCGACCUCCUCAUAUCGCGAUUUGAGCACCUGCGAGAGUGUUUUCGCAGGGUCAACAUUGUCGUCUUGCGACCUGAGUCUCGCCCUAAAAUGAACAAAAUUCUUCGGCCACUUCUACAAGUUUUGGCGGAUGAUGACGACGACAUCUACAAACUUCAGAGUACGGAAGAUGGCCACGAUCUUUGCACCUUAUUUUGCCUUUUGUGCGACAACAUGUUCCGCUUUUUAGGCACGAUCUACGAAAUAAGCAGCUUUAUCAAAGCCAAGGACAAAUUUCCCAGAGUUCCAAGAAUCUAUGAAUACAACUUGGAUCCCGAGGCUCGGCAGACCGUCAUUCGAACCAAAAACUUCAUGUCUGCUCCAAACCUCCUCACUGUGUUGAGAGAUAUCCUCGAAGUUGGUGGUCUCCUAGAUGAUGGCUACCCAGCACCAGUCGACAUCAUUAGUUACAUCAUCUUGGACAUGACGGCUGUGGAGAAUGGCAUUAUCUUGCCAAGCUAUGUCAUGCACAACGAUUUUCAUCAGAAAAUGUUCAAAGAAAUUCUGCCGAAUGGCCUGGGGAGAGAAGAGGGAUAUGAGAAGCUCCCAGGGACUUUUACAGAUGUCGAUAUCGACUUGAUCAAGGAGCCCGAAGGGAAAACGAGCAACAACAUUAACAACAUUGACGUCGUCAAGGUCAAGACACCAACGCGACCCUCUUCCCCACCGGCUCAGAUUGCCAAAGCAGAGAAAGGAAAAACCGGGCAGCUACGCGCCAAAUUUCUCGAAAGGAAAAUGUUAGCACUUGGAUCUGAUGGUUUCCGAUCCAAAUACUACGUACAGAAUGAGGCCCACGAGGCGAUCAAGAAAACUUAUAUCUCAGAGUUUGAUCCAAAGGAUCUGAAAAAGGGCCAAGAAGCUACUACGAAGUCAAUUUUGAAAAAUCGCUGCGGCAAAACACCGAAGCGACUUGCGAUGAAACUUGCGCCAAAAACCGUGCGUUUUACUGAGAACACAAUCUCACCGCAUCAACGGAUGCACAUUGGUUUCGACGUCCCAAGACUUAGUCAUGAUGAAGAGGGAGAGCCUAAGCCCUUGAUGAUUGGCCAGCUCAAGUUGAAGCCACGGGAAGCACCUGAACCUAGUCCUCCAGCGGAUGCAGAUGAAACAGAAUACUCAGCACUGGAGCAGGAGAAUCGAAAUGGUGAUUCGAUUUUUCCCGGUGCGAAGUGGAUCAAAUCCUCGAAGGACCACAAGAAGAACGUGGAUCCUACUGUUGCCAUUGAGAAAAUAUUGUCCCUUCCCUCGAUCGGGUCGCUCAUGAUUAGUGACGAAACGAAGGCUGGCAUCGCUGUUAGAAAAGAGAAGGCAGCCCGUGAAGCAGCUGAAGAGGCGAGGAAGUUGGCCGAGGAAAGAAGCCGCAAAGAGCGCGAAGAGAGACUUGCAAAAUCGGGUGGCCUUCGUGUGCCCGAACAACCACUUGUAUCGCCACUCAGCUCGGAUUGGCUUGCGAGAGUGCAUGCAACCGUCCAUGCUGGCUCCACGACUACCCUUGCUACCACGGCGGAAGGGGUUGAUUUGAGACGCCACGACUUUGCCAAAGUUGUUCCGCCUACAACGUGGGUGAACGACGAAAUUGUCAACGGUUGUCUCAACUGGCUUGAUCAGUCCAUCAAUAUGGCUGCUGGCAUUAAGGAUGUCAAGAAAAAAACACGCAAGUGCUUGGCCAUGUCGUCAUUCUUUUUCAAGCGUUUACGGGAGCAAGGAGUCACUCAAACGCAGCGAACGCUUCGUCGUUACGGGGUGGAAAAGAGAAACUUGCUGGACGUGGACACCAUACUGUUGCCAAUCUGCGAGCUCUCCCACUGGACUCUUCUCGUCAUCCGACCUAGCAAGAAGACCAUUGCACACAUGGAUUCUCUGAACCAGGGCGGCUCGCAGCAGUACAUCGACAUCGGCCUCGCGUGGCUCAAGAAUCUAUUGGAGGAGAAGUUUUUAGAUGCUGAGUGGAAGGUGAUGCAGCAUGAAGCUCCUCGGCAAACAAAUGGCUAUGACUGUGGUGUGCAUACCAUCACGAAUGGCAUAUGCAUUGCUCUCGGGCUCAGUCCCAUCGACAGUUAUACUUCGGGAGACAUGCCACAGCAACGACUCAACCUGGCUUGUAUGCUGUUGAACGGAGGCUUCAAGGGGGAGUUUGACCUUCGAGUUUACUGA